AUGUGGGAGAAACGGAAGAAGAACAAAAGAUCAAGGAGACGCAAAGGCUCCGGAGCCCGAAUAAAAGACUCUACAUGCGCCAGACUAUCGAAUUGCGAAGAAGGACCGCAGCCUGUAGAGACCUCGGUGUACCUCUCAGCUGCUUCGGAGACUCACGGAGCCGCUCCGGAGAUGAUCGACGAGCGCACAGACCUUGGCCACCCGGCUGCGGAUAGGGCUCCCGCCCCAGAAAAAUCUGGGAACGGCGGUCUUUUCGUUCCUCUCGAUGUGCCAAAAUCGAUCGAUGGCUCGAGUCCGAACCGUAGAAUACAACAGCGGGAAGGUAGGUCACCGGAUUACAGGCGCGAGGCCAACCGCAAACUGCAAGAGCAUCGGAGAUUCCAGAAUCAACUUCCGGUUUCCCAACGUCCAUCGAAGAAGCUCCGAGACGAAUGCAGUAUGGGCUCUCCUCCGCCCGGGGAUGUCUUCGACAUGGACUCCUUGAACACAACAGCUGACUCGAUUUCACCAGACAGCAGUUUUGCUCAAGAUCUCACCUAUGACAUCGUCGUCGAUGAGGAGCCGAGACGACGAACCGACAAAAAGUUCACCUUCGGUCUCAAUUUCGCAGAGAGUGCCCUCAAGCCAAAAGCCGCGACCCGAGUCAGAAAAGUGUCGGAGGAAUCUCGCUCUCUCGUCUCCGAAGAAGAAUCUGAUCCUCAUAGCAACCCCGGUAGUUCCGCGCUACAACUCUCUGUCUGCAUUUCGAGUGGCUCUUUCGAAGCGUUAGCCCCUUGCUCGAUCGAUGUCGAAGACUUGAUAAAAUGUCCAGACUCAUCAAUGGAUAUCGUGAGCUUCUCAUACAUUCCCGGAAGUCACAAAAUUCUCACAUCAUCUGGAAAUAUGUCGCAUGAGCAGGAAGCUCUUCGUGUCGUCGUUUCGAGUAGAGUGGAGACUCCCGUCGGGAACCACAGCUCCUAUAUUCGAUCACCGCGACUGGAGACCUGGGGUCGGAAACCUGCGGCGAUUGUGUCUCCGAUGAAGACUCCUGCACUAUCGAAAGCACCGCCGAGUCAAGUAGUGCACGGCCUACGUUCCGCGCUCUCCACCUACGAAAGAGUUGUCCAGAUCCUCAAGAAGAAGCUGGAUGAAUUCAGCAAGAAUAACACCUCGUCGACCGAAGCCUUGGCGACCGAGCUCGUCGCGGAGAAGAACGAUAAUCAGAAGUUAGAGAAUACGGUAAACACCCUGGAGCAGGCUGUCCAAUCGACGAUGCUCAGAAUGGGAGAAGUACGCAGCGCUAAUUCCGAGCUCCGUGAGGUGGUUCAGAGUCAGCUAGACACCUUGACGCAGUACAAGUCUCAGAUAGAAGAUCUCCAGUUCGAAAAAGAUCAAAUGAGAGCGAGUCACGAGAAAUACGUCGAACAAUGUGAUGAGCGGCUCCGUCGCGAAAAACACGCAUCUGAAAAGCAGGCAGCUCUGAUGAGGGCCCAGAUGGAGAUGAAGAACAUGGAGUUGGAUCGAUUGCAACACGAGGCGAAGAUAAUGAAAGAUCAACUCGCGGCUUUCCAGAAGGUUAUCAACGACCUCCAGCAGUACUGA
This is a messenger RNA of Galendromus occidentalis (western predatory mite), 1581 nucleotides long. RefSeq lists its product as uncharacterized. Bases 1 to 1581 code for a protein of 526 amino acids. The record is from RefSeq and is a predicted model, not a curated record. The transcript has 6 exons. NCBI's taxonomy places the organism in Eukaryota, Metazoa, Arthropoda, Arachnida, Mesostigmata, Phytoseiidae.